ACAACAUGAGAGCAUCUGAUUAAGUAAACUAGACGCGUAUUUUUCGUGAUACAGAUACAUUUAAGCAAGAAUUCAAGCAUAAGUUAAGCGCAAACGAAUAAAAUUUCAUUAUGACGGAUGUAAAUUUAUCUGCAAUACUUUACAAAAAGCUUGAUCUCCGCUUGGAAGAGAGGCCGAUACCAGAGCCAGCAAAGGGAGAAGUACAGUUAUGUAUGCAGAAAGUUGGAAUUUGUGGAUCUGACGUACACUACUGGCAGCACGGCCGUAUUGGUGACCGUUUCAUUGUGACAGGACCCAUGCUUCUAGGGCAUGAGUGCAGUGCAGUAGUAACCAAAGUAGGAGAAGGUGUAUCUCAUCUUAAAGUUGGAGAUCGAGUUGCUAUAGAGCCACAUGGGGUGUGUCGCACAUGUGAACAAUGCAAAAGUGGGCGGUAUAACCUCUGUCCGAAUGUGUUCUUCUUAGCCACGCCUCCUGACAGUGGAGCACUAGCAAGAUAUCACGUGCAUGGAGCAGAUUUUGUAUUCAAAUUACCCGAUAACGUGAGCUUUGAGGAAGGGGCCCUUAUCGAACCAUUGUCCGUGGGUCUUCAUGCAUGCCGACGAGCCCGACUUGCUAUGGGUCACAGAGUGUUAGUUUGUGGAGCUGGGCCUAUUGGAUUGUGUGCAAUGUUGUCGGCGAAGGCAUUUGGUGCUUCGGCAGUAUGUGUAACAGACAUAGACCCAAAACGUCUUGAAUUUGCAAAGGAGGUCGGCGCUACACAUACUGUAUUGAUAGAGCGUGGAUCCAGCGAAGAGGAAGUUGCCAAGAAAGUAGCGGAAACACUAGGUGGCGCUCCUGACAGAACUAUUGAAUGCAGUGGAGCCCAGUUUUCUGUUAACCUUGGCGUCUUUGCAACUAAACCAGGUGGAGUUUUCACAAUUGUUGGACACGGACCAAACAAGGUUGAGUUUCCGGUUGUAAGUUUGGUUGCUAAGGAAAUCGAGAUAGUCGGCUCUUUUAGAUAUAUCAACACAUGGCAAACGGCAAUAGAUAUGAUAUCUUGCGGGAAAAUCAACGUGGCUCCCUUAGUUACCCAUAGAUACACAUUAGAGGAAACAAUGCAAGCGUUUGAGAUGUCCAAAUCGGGUCAAGGGGUCAAAGUGAUGAUCGACUGUGCAAAGAAAUAGAUCAUGCACAUGAAAAUGGAUAGCAUGGCGUUUGAAGUCUUAAAUAAUGUUUUAUUCCUAUAUAAUCAUUUGUUCCAUCUAAAGUUGAUAUCUUUUUAUUGAAGUGUUAAGAUUACAAGUUUUUUAAUGAUGAUGAAGAAUAAACGGGUUAAAAUAA
Ruditapes philippinarum (Manila clam) is the source of this 1323-nucleotide messenger RNA. RefSeq names its product sorbitol dehydrogenase-like. Bases 111 to 1166 code for a protein of 351 amino acids. Gene Ontology annotation, biological process: D-sorbitol catabolic process. NCBI's taxonomy places the organism in Eukaryota, Metazoa, Mollusca, Bivalvia, Venerida, Veneridae. Gene Ontology annotation, molecular function: L-iditol 2-dehydrogenase (NAD+) activity. The record is from RefSeq and is a predicted model, not a curated record. The transcript has 8 exons.